GCGUCUAACUUUGCUUUUUCUUGUUCUUGUUCUUUUUCUUUUUCUUUUUUUUUUCUCUUUUGGACUAUCAGUCUACCAUUCACUUGAUCCUGGGCAGAGCUUUUGCUUUGUAUGAUCAUAGAUCCUCUCCCGUUAUCAUAACCCGUGACAUGCUUUGCCAAUAGGUCUCCUUCUGUUGACCAUCUAACGUGACUUGAACCUACUGACUCCUUUGAUCCUGAAGGGCCGAUCACGUUCCUCAUCUCCAUCAUCCGCUCAGGCAUUGUCAGCAUCUACAUCGAGUCCAUAUCCGCCGUGGCUGUUCUAUUCAGUGUCCAUUCGCUUGUGCCACACUUUGCAACGCUCCCAACAAUGCGACCUUUUAUUGACGAUACAAAACGGCGGCGGGACCGUAGGCUCAGCGCAAGCAGGCAGUCUGUCUCAUCCAGCCGUAUCUUCGCCGGCGCUUUCCCCGAACGACUCAAAGACGACCACGAUGCUCAAGUGGACUUUUCUGCGCCUCCAGGUGCCAGCACAGCUCGCGACGGCCAUAUGCAAUAUAUGCAACAGUCCAUAUUCUCCAUGAUUGCCGCAGUAGGAUCUAGAUCAGACUUCCAUGCACGAUUUGACGAUUCAAGCGACAGUGACGGCGACCCUGAGGACCGCGUUCCGAAGGGGACUGAGGACGUCAUAUCAACUUCUGCUUCGCCCAACAAGAGCGUGCCCGAUAGUCGCCGGUCUCCCAAACCUGCAAGCCCAACGCAGGACAGAGGACGUCGUCCUCAGAGGGUCUUAUCCGAGAAUAAGCUCUUGCGGUCGUUUAUAUCAACCGCUAAGCGCGGCAAACAACGAGAGCCCACUAUACACUCAGAACCUCCUACAGAUGAUGAGACGUCCCGUGCUUCGACCCCUAGACGACCACGCAGUGCUACGCCGCGGGCGGCCCCUGUGCUUAGUCGCAUGGUCGAAGCACAAGCCGCCUUAGAUACGAAAGACGCUUCCGAAAGCUCCUCGGAACGCACAGAUGAAGAAAGCGACAAAGAGCACAAGCAGUCGUCGGGGACUCCACUCUCCAUUCGACUCAAAGAGAUGUUUGGAUUCGAGGCCCCGGAAAAGGUGGUUGUCGAGUAUGCAUGUUCAUUACUGCAGAGUAUGCUUCUACAAGGAUACUUGUAUGUCACAGAAGGCCACAUCUGUUUCUAUGCCUAUCUACCCAGAAAGUCAACCGUCAUUAUCAAGUCCGGGCACCUUUACAAACGGGGCAAGAAGAAUCCGAAAUACAAUCGCUACUGGUUCCUAUUGAAAGGUGAUGUGCUAUCAUACUAUGCAGACCCAUCGAAUCUAUACUUUCCCAGCGGUCAUGUUGAUCUUCGCUACGGGAUCUCUGCAUCCCUAGCGGAGCCGAAAGACAAAAGCCGAGAAACGCGGGACUUCCAGGUCACGACAGAUCAGCGAACCUACUACUUCAGAGCAGAUAGCUCUACGAAUGCCAAGGAAUGGGUCAAGGCUUUGCAAAAAGUCAUCUUCCGAACUCAUAACGAGGGCGAGAGUGUCAAGAUUUCCUUUCCAAUUGAAAGCAUCAUAGACAUAGAAGAAAGUCCGAUGGUCGACUUCGCCGAGACAUUCAAAAUCCGGACAAUCGAGAGCGAGGAAUCAUAUGCGAUUGAGGAGUACUAUUUCUCGUUUAUCGACUCGGGCCGAGAUGCUUUCAACUAUCUCAAGGGUCUAGUUGACAACUCUCCGAUGAAGCGAUCGCAGCAGACUUUAUCCCCUCAACCCAACAAUCUGGCACGCUCCCAACGCUCCCGAGUGGCGCAAAAUAGAUGGUCCAUCACCAGUGGUGCGAGUCAGCCUCGAGGCAUAGCAAACGCUAGCAUUCAACGACGGAGAAGUGCAAGCACAGGCCAGGUCGUAUUGGACCACGAUCCGCCGACCAUGUCUCCUUCGGCAAGGCAGCAGGAAUCGUCAAUGUCAUUUAGUAAUACCCUGGAGCAAACCACCGAAUCAUCCGCGCUCCUGCAGUCAAUGACAGACACCACGGAAUCGGCCAGCCAAAUCCUCAACAGAAGCGACGUCUUCCACUCCCCUACAAUACAAAGCCUGCGGAGAGGACCUUCCACAACUAACAGAAGUGCGCGGCGAUACUCAGAUGAGACAACCCGAUCAAUGCAUGCCUAUGCCAAUGAUAUUAGCGGACGUGCUCUUACCACGAGCGGCCCAGACGAAGAGACACACGGGUCUUCCCGAUUACCACCCCCCGCGCACCCUCUGAACGAAAUCGUGCGUGCGGGAACAUAUCCGUUGCAGCGCGCUGCGGGGUUUGCCGAGUAUCUGAAAACACGAUCGAAGCAAAUGAGCAAUAUUCUUGCAAGCGAAUCUAUGGGCUACAUAGAGAAAGUGUCCGGCAUGUGGGCCGGUGGCCGGAAGCACUACGGUGAAGCAGAAGGUAUACUUGCUGACGACCAGGCUGUCGACCCUGAGGACAAGGAAAGGGGUUGCAAGGAUGGUGAUCGGUUCCGUGCGCAUUUUGCGCUACCUCCAACCGAGAAACUACAAGCGACCUACUUUGCAUACUUACACCGAGUGCUACCACUGUACGGCAAGAUUUACAUUAGUCAGAAAAAGUUGUGCUUUCGCAGUCUUCUGCCGGGAACUCGCACCAAGAUGAUUCUUCCAUUGAAGGAUAUUGAGAAUGUGGACAAGGAAAAGGGAUUCCGGUUCGGCUACCAUGGGCUGGUUGUUGUGAUUCGGGGGCAUGAAGAGCUAUUUUUCGAGUUCAGUGCUGCUGAUCUUCGGGAUGACUGCGCCGUUACACUGCACCAGGGCCUCGAGGCUGUGAGAUUUCUGGCAGAGUCCAGGCUACUUGGGGAAGAAGAAGGAGAAGAGGAAAGAGGAGGAAAAGAUGAGUCCGAAGCAGCGAAGACGGAGCAUCGUAUGCUUCAGGAAGCAAGGCUCGACGCAUCUGCUCUGCAAAGCUCUCGUUCCGCGCUCCUUGAGUCUUCUGAAUUGCAUCCGAUCUUUGACGACCCGCGUGCUUCUAUCAUCAACUUCAAGCCCACAGAGUCCUUGCGAAUCACAUGUCUGACGAUUGGUUCACGCGGCGAUGUGCAGCCAUACAUUGCCUUGUGCAAAGGCCUCCUCGCUGAGGGUCAUCGACCUAGAAUUGCAACUCAUGCGGAGUUUGGGUCUUGGGUGAAGCAGCAUGGCAUCGACUUUGCGCCCGUCGAGGGUGACCCCGCGGAAUUGAUGCGCAUCUGUGUGGAGAAUGGAAUGUUCACAUAUUCCUUUCUCAAGGAGGCUUCGAUGAAGUUUCGUGGUUGGAUUGAUGAUUUGCUAUCGUCCGCUUGGCAGGCUUGCCAGGACAGUGACCUACUCAUCGAGUCGCCAAGCGCAAUGGCUGGUAUUCACAUCGCCGAGGCCCUGCGGAUUCCAUACUUCCGGGCCUUCACAAUGCCCUGGUCCAGAACACGAGCGUAUCCGCACGCAUUCGCUGUUCCUGAGCAUAAGAUGGGCGGGGCUUACAAUUACAUAACGUAUGUCAUGUUUGACAACGUCUUCUGGAAGGCCAUCGCAGGGCAAGUAAACCGAUGGAGAAAGAACGAACUGGGCCUGAAAGCAAGCGGACUUGAUAAGAUGCAACCCAACAAGGUUCCAUUCCUUUACAACUAUUCUCCUACGGUGGUACCUCCACCAUUGGACUAUCCCGACUGGAUUCGGAUCACUGGGUACUGGUUCUUGAAUGAAGGUACGAACUGGACCCCACCGGCAGACUUGGUGGAAUUUAUUCAGCGUGCCCGCGACGAUGGCAAGAAGGUAGUAUAUAUUGGAUUCGGCUCCAUUGUUGUCUCCGAUCCAUCGGCCCUCACUCGGACGGUUGUUGAGUCUGUCCAGAAGGCGGACGUACGGUGUAUCUUGUCCAAGGGGUGGUCUGAUCGACUAGGCGAUCCUUCAAGUACCAGAUCAGAGAUUCCUCUGCCACCAGAAAUCUUCCAGAUUCAGGCUGCACCGCACGACUGGCUGUUCUCGCAGAUCGAUGCUGCAGCGCAUCAUGGUGGGGCGGGAACUACGGGGGCCAGUUUGCGAGCUGGUGUCCCUACCAUCAUCAAGCCCUUCUUCGGCGAUCAGUUCUUCUUCGGCACCCGAGUUGAAGACUUGGGGGUGGGCAUCUGUAUGAAGAGACUGAACGUGAGCGUGUUCUCAAGGGCCUUGUGGGAAGCCACCCAUAGCGAGCGAAUGAUUCUGAAGGCACGCGAAUUGGGCAAGCAGAUUCGGAGCGAGGAUGGGGUAGAUACCGCGAUCCAGGCCAUUUACCGUGACCUUGAGUAUGCGAAGACUCUGGCCCGACAGCGCUCGAUUGUUUCAUCCACGCCGUUCUCGCCGACCCCUGCAGCCAAGACCAUUGCAGAACAAGAAGCUGAUGACGAUGUGGCUGACAUUGAGGAAUGGACGUUUGUGGACGAUGACACUGAUGCCGACAUGGCGAAGCGAGUGCGCUAGUGAACAGUGUUUCAAUUUUGGUGACUGCGUGUGCAGGCUCCACGACUACUGAUGACUGAUGACUACAUAUUCCAUGGAUAAUCGAUUGUAAUGAUUUUUUUUCAGGUUUGCUGGUGGUAGGAAGCAGAAUUGCAUGCGCGGGCAGGGUAUGAUGUUUUGUUCUUUCCGACUGAUGAGUUAUGAUGCUGUGGAGGGUGAAUACUUCAUGAUACACUCUAAUUGCUAUUCCACGUUGCUGUGUAUGAGGCGCGCACCUUAUA
Messenger RNA from Aspergillus saccharolyticus JOP 1030-1, 4736 nucleotides. RefSeq names its product UDP-glucose:sterol glycosyltransferase (gene atg26). The coding region runs from base 352 to 4476 and encodes 1374 amino acids. The record is from RefSeq and is a predicted model, not a curated record. Lineage: Eukaryota; Fungi; Ascomycota; Eurotiomycetes; Eurotiales; Aspergillaceae. Gene Ontology annotation, molecular function: UDP-glycosyltransferase activity; hexosyltransferase activity. The transcript has 3 exons. Gene Ontology annotation, biological process: carbohydrate metabolic process.